Dreissena polymorpha is the source of this 1181-nucleotide messenger RNA. RefSeq lists its product as uncharacterized. The transcript is spliced from 3 exons. The coding region runs from base 60 to 1001 and encodes 313 amino acids. NCBI's taxonomy places the organism in Eukaryota, Metazoa, Mollusca, Bivalvia, Myida, Dreissenidae. The record is from RefSeq and is a predicted model, not a curated record.
CAACGUCUUCACCACACAUUUCAUCAACACAAACAAGGCCAGAAUCAGUGACGACGACCAUGCCCAGCACAAUCUCUUCAACAUCAAUAUCGCCCUCAAACAACACCACAACAGCUACAACAACAGAGUCGACGCAGUCUUCGUUCACACCUUCGACAUCUUUAACAACUGGCAAUACGUCAACAAGCGCUAAGUCUGAUGUAGCAUUUGCAGAUUUUUCACGAGGAUCUUCAAAUGCAGCAACAGCGGCAGGAGUCUCAGUUGCAGUUGCACUAGCUGUUGCAGCUGCGGUGAUCGUGUUUGUCCUUAGAAAGAAGGGGAAAUUGUGCUUCGCAAUCACAAAGGGUUCGAAAUUGGAAAAUCCUGACAAUAAUCACCACAUAUCGUUAGCGAGGAUAGAAUCCAAACCAAACGCACACCACCAAAGUCCAAUAUCACUUGGGCAAUUGGAGGCUCACGAAUACAGUAUCUUAGAGAAAGACGGAUUUGAACGGCACAUAACGGCUAUCACUUCCGAGUAUGCAGACGUCCGUGGCUAUUUUGUUCUAGAGAAACAAACAUCAGAUAUUAGCAACGGAAACGGCGUUCCAGUAAACGAAAUCCACCCAUACUUAGUUCUGGAAAAACAAGGUUGUCAACCGGUUCAUGAAACGCCUUCAAAUGAAAUUAAUCCUUACUUUGUAUUAGAGAAACAGACAACUAGUAACUCACCACCAAUAAAUAAAGGGGCUGCACUUGAGUCUGAGCACGAUGAUGUAACUAUGUAUCAAGAGAUAGAUUCAAAUGACACAUACGCGGACAUUGAUGAUUCACGACAGGGCAACAACGAUUACGAUUACACUAAUAAGACAUUCAGGGACUCGGAAACUGAAAUAUCAGGCAGCGUUUACAACCAUCGUAAUGCUACUGGUAACGAUUAUGAUCAUCUGGGCGAAGGGCAAAGCAACGUUAGGGCGAUUGCAAAUAACUAUAACAUGACGUCUAGUGUCGGUAUGAAAUAAACACGGCAAUGCAAAAUACAUUUCCCGGAUGUGUAAAUAGUAUUUAUAAGAUAUAUAUUCUAUAUCUGUUUUGAUUUGCGUUUCUAUUAUUAAAGUUAUACAUUUAAAAUAGGGAUGGGGCAGAAUAUCCGAAUACUCGAAUAUUUGAAAAUCGACCGAAUAUUCGAAUUCCAAAAUUCA